Messenger RNA from Cryptosporidium ubiquitum, 933 nucleotides. Its product is annotated as ribosomal protein PO like protein. Gene Ontology annotation, molecular function: large ribosomal subunit rRNA binding; structural constituent of ribosome. Gene Ontology annotation, biological process: ribosome biogenesis; cytoplasmic translation; ribosomal large subunit assembly. The record is from RefSeq and is a predicted model, not a curated record. NCBI's taxonomy places the organism in Eukaryota, Apicomplexa, Conoidasida, Eucoccidiorida, Cryptosporidiidae. Gene Ontology annotation, cellular component: cytosolic large ribosomal subunit. The coding region runs from base 1 to 933 and encodes 310 amino acids. The transcript has a single exon.
AUGCCAUCUCCAGAAAAAGCAGCAAAGAAGAAGCAGUACUUUGAACGCUUAUCAGAAUAUGCUACAUCUUACCCAAGAAUUCUAGUAGCGAACGCGGACCAUGUUGGUUCUAAGCAAAUGGCAGAUAUCCGUUUAGCAUUGAGAGGUAAAGCAGCAGUUUUAAUGGGAAAAAAUACCAUGAUAAGGACUGCCCUGAAGCAAAUGCUUGGUUCUCACCCGGAAUUGGAAAAGUUGAUAGAGUUGGUUCGCUUGAAUGUUGGCUUAAUUUUCUGUAUUGAUGAACCAUCCGAAGUAAGGAAAAUUAUAGAGGAGUAUAGAGUGCCUGCACCAGCUCGUCAGGGUGUAAUUGCACCAUGUAAUGUUGUUGUUCCGGCUGGAGCCACUGGAUUGGACCCAUCUCAAACUUCUUUUUUCCAGGCCCUUGGGAUUGCUACAAAGAUUGUAAAAGGUCAAGUUGAAAUUCAGUCUGAUGUUAAUUUAAUAGAUGAGGGAAAGAAAGUUACAGCUUCACAGGCAGUUCUGUUACAGAAACUGAACAUAAAACCAUUCUCUUAUGGGCUUAAAGUUAACAAUAUCUAUGACCAUGGCAGUGUCUACAGUUCAUCUGUUCUUGAUAUUACAUCAGAAGACUUAAUUUCCAGAGUUUCUGAGGCUACCAAGUAUGUCGCUGCAUUCUCAAAAGAAACAGCUAUACCAACUCAGCCUUCUGCACGCGACGGCGUUAUUUCUGCAUUUAGGAAUUGUGUUGCUCUUGGUUUGGAUGUCGAGUUCGAUUUCCCGGAAAUGCAGGCAAUUAAAAACGCAUUGGCAAACCCUUCUGCAUUUGUCUCUGUCUCUACAGCUAUUGAAAAUACAUCCACAGUUGGUGCAUCUGCUCCAGUGGAGGAAGAAGAAGAAGAGGAAGGUGACUUGGGUUUUUCGUUAUUCGAUUGA